GGUAUCAUAGCUGAUGUAUGUGUGGUAACAACAUGUCAUUGCCGCUACUUGAUGGAGCUGCAACAGUGUUUGGGACUCAACGGGAAACAGCCGUGGUUAUCUUCCUGCACGGACUUGGAGACAGUGGACAUGCAUUGGCUGAAUCAAUGGCUUCCAUCCGACUUCCUUACGUGAAAUAUAUCUGCCCUCAUGCACCAAAGAUGCCCGUGCAAUUGAAAUUUUUUACAUCAAUGCCAUCAUGGUUUGACUUGACAGGAUUAAAUCCAGAUGAUACAGAAGAUGAAGCUGGUAUAAAGAAAGCUGCUGACUGCAUUAAAGCAAUUAUUGAACAUGAGAUCAAAAAUGGAAUUCCUUCGCACAGGAUCAUUCUCGGAGGAUUUUCACAAGGUGGUGCACUGUCCCUCUACACUGCUUUGACAUGUCAUCACAAGUUAGGUGGCGUUGUGGCUCUGAGUUGCUGGCUUCCUCUUCACAAAUCGUUCCCACAGGCAGCAGGUCGCAAUGUCAACAAGGAUAUCAGCAUCCUGCAGUGCCAUGGUGAGAUGGAUCCUGUGGUAAAAUUAAGAUUUGGUGUUAUGACUUCACAUAAGUUAAAGACAAUCAUCAAUCCAACAAACAUUAAGUUCAUAACAUAUUUAAUGCAGCAUUGCACAUGUAAAGAGGAAAUGGCAGCAGUGAGCAACUUCAUUGCAGAACAGCUUCCACCAGUCUGACUGUAGAAUACAAAUCGCUGAAGUUCACUGCUGUGUUUCAAGUCCCCAGCUAAGAAUUGAAACCAAGUCAUAUGCAAGCAACCUCAGAUCUUUUAAUUACCAUUAUAAUUGUCAAUCUUUUUCUUGAUGUAUAUUUCAUUUGUGUAUCUUUAGGCUGUGUACAGGCAAACUACCGAGUUUUCGUCAGAAUAUCAUUUAUCAAAAUAGGGCACCAAAAUUGAAAUUGAUGUACCUAUUCAAUUUUAACACUUUCCAGCUCAAAUGGCUCGUGAAUGAUUUGGGCACAAUUGUCGUUUUAGAUUUUCCCCCAACUCCAGUUUCCCUUACUUUUCAAACCUGGAUUCAAAACUCGAUUCAGUUCUGCCUCAGUGCAUGGUGCUGAAUCAUUAAAACUUGCUCACUGUGGUCAUUGGUGUAAGCUCUCCUCUGCUUUGCCUGGGGAUUUGGGGUUACAGACACAUUCCAAACAGCCUGAGAACAUUACCGUUAAUAAUCUGACGUUGUCAUUCAUUGUAAAUCACAUUUAAUAAGUUUUAUUGAUUCAAUAAUACAUACAGUAAAUGCUUGCCAGAUUGGAAGCAUCGUCAUUAGAUCAUAGCUGAGAACUUUUUAACAAUGAUUUUCUAAUUCUGUGCGAGGCAUUACCUGAAGGUUCAUGUUUUGAAGUCUUUCCAAGAAGAUAAUUGCUAAGAAUUGCCUUUGCAGGGACACGACCAGAUCUCGGGCAAUUAUGGAACAGAAUUGGUGGUAGGAUUCAGAAACGGUAAUAAUAAAUGAAAAAAGAAAUUGGAGCCAGGACUGAAGGCUGAGAUUGCUGAUUGGGUAAUUCUUAUUCAUUGAUGAGAUCAGAAACAAGUGCACUGUGCAUCACGGCUGCAACAGACUAAUAAAGCAUUAUCAGCAGCUCAUUGUUGUUGAGAGAGGUGAAAUGGUAGGGAAUCAUCAGUGCAAACUUCUCAUUCUCAGGAACAAAUGGAGUUACCAGAGGCCAGACUCCAAUCGUAGCUUUAUUGAAAGUGACAGCAGAAUGUGGGAGCAGAAACCGUCUUUUGAAUCUGCCCAUGAUCAUAAGGUUGAAUAUUAUAUGUAUGUGUUUAUUAACAGAUGAGUUCAGCCAACCUGCUUUCUAUCUCUGUGAUCGUGUGGGAUCUGCUAUUCACCUUCCUAUCCGCUUUUACCGAGACUGUCUAUAGUUUAGCUGACUUCAUGUGCAUGCUUUCAAUCUUCCUUUUACACCAUGUGAUGAUGCGACUUUGUCAAGACCCUCUGGAAGACCGUGAGCACCACAUCGUUAUUCCCCUUGUUAUCCAUCACAUUAACUCAUUCCCCUCAUUAUACAUCACAUUAAUUUGCCCUCAGCCCUAAUUGCUUUACUCAUUUUCCUCCAGGUGACUAUUAAUCCUGUCCCAAAUCAAUGUGCUUAUAAGAUUUUCCACCACCAGCUUGUGCUGUUGUACUUCAGUACUUACAAAAAAAAACACAAAGUAGAAACAUUAGCUAUUCUCCAGUCCUCUAUUUCAAACAAACAUUGAGAUGAUGCUCUGUGCCCUUGCCGUUUCCUCCCACACUUCCCUCAAAAUUGUAAGAGGUAUCACAUCAGGUACUACUUCCAGUUCUGCCAACGUUUCUAGUACCUCCCUGCCAUUAAUUUAAUGUUUAGUGUCGUGACUGUCUCCUCAAUUACUAGGACUUCCUAUUUUCCUCUCGAGCGAAUUCUCUUCUCACAUGCAAGUUCCAAUUUCUGUCCUCCAGGGCCCAAGCCUCCAUGCAUCACCUUUAUGUUAUUUAGUUUAGUUUAGAGAUACAGCAUGGAAACAAGCCCUUAAGUCCGAGUUCCCACUGACCAGCGAUCCCUGCAUAUUAACACACA
Messenger RNA from Amblyraja radiata (thorny skate), 2583 nucleotides. Its product is annotated as acyl-protein thioesterase 2-like. Gene Ontology annotation, molecular function: palmitoyl-(protein) hydrolase activity; carboxylic ester hydrolase activity. Gene Ontology annotation, biological process: protein depalmitoylation. The transcript has 9 exons. The coding region runs from base 18 to 713 and encodes 231 amino acids. Lineage: Eukaryota; Metazoa; Chordata; Chondrichthyes; Rajiformes; Rajidae. Gene Ontology annotation, cellular component: cytoplasm. The record is from RefSeq and is a predicted model, not a curated record.